Eremomyces bilateralis CBS 781.70 is the source of this 1159-nucleotide messenger RNA. Its product is annotated as alcohol dehydrogenase. The record is from RefSeq and is a predicted model, not a curated record. NCBI's taxonomy places the organism in Eukaryota, Fungi, Ascomycota, Dothideomycetes, Eremomycetales, Eremomycetaceae. Bases 116 to 1159 code for a protein of 347 amino acids. Gene Ontology annotation, molecular function: oxidoreductase activity. The transcript is spliced from 7 exons.
CCUCGCAAUCUCCUUUGGUAGAUAUUCCAAUCCCAACCUCCUAGCCUUACAACAACCUACCAGAAGCUGUUACACCACUUAAACGACGCCGCAAUCGCGAAAGUUUGAUCAGAAUAUGUCUCCACCAACUCUGCCAAAGACAUACCGGGCGGUGGUGGUUGAAGGUCCAAACCAGCCGCUCGCGAUCAAAGAAUUUCCUCUCGAGGAGCCGAAACCCGGCGAGAUCCUCAUCAAGGUGCAUUGCUGCGGUGUCUGCCACAGUGACGAACUUCUGAUCAAAGGCCUAUUCGGUCCCAUGGCCAAGUUCCCAGCUAUUCCCGGCCACGAAACCAUUGGGACGAUCGUGCGUGUUGGCUCUGGUGAGAAGAGAUGGGAGAUCGGAGAGGUGGUGGGGGGAGCAUGGCAUGGCGGGCAUGACGGCGUCUGCAAAUCCUGCAGCCACGGAGACUUCCAGAUGUGCGACAAUGCAGAGGUUAAUGGCGUAACGAGAUCCGGAGGAUAUGCAGAAUACGCAUAUCUCCGAACUGAGGCAGCUGUUCACAUUCCCAAAGAGAUUCCCGCUUCCGAAUAUCCAGCCAUUGCGCCAUUGCUGUGCGCAGGAGUCACGGUCUUCAAUGGCAUCCGCGAGAUGGACAUCACGCCGGGAGGAACAGUGGUGAUCCAAGGUCUUGGUGGGCUUGGUCAUCUUGCCCUUCAGUUUGCCCGGAAAAUGGGUUACCGAACGGUAGCAUUAAGCUCGAGCGAAAAGAAGAGAGACUUUGCCUUGGACCUGGGAGCGACGGACUAUAUCGAUGCUAGCAAAGACGAUGCAGCGCAGCAACUGCAGGCGAUGGGCGGCGCCAAUUUGAUCGUGGUCACAGCACCGAACCCUGAAGUAGUUCCGCCUCUUCUCAGCGGGCUUGCUGCGCGUGGAAAGCUGCUGAUUCUCGCUCCGGUCGGCGAUGUUCCUGUAAACACGGGGAUGAUGAUUUUGCGGGGUAUAAGUGUUUGGGGAUGGCCUAGUGGACAUGCGCGUGACGCAGAAGAAACGAUCGACUUUGCGAACAGACAAGGCGUUGACUGCAUGAUUGAGAAAUUCCCCAUGGACGACGUGCAGAAUGCACUUGACCAAAUGAACAGUGGAAAUGUCCGGUUCAGGGGCGUCCUGAUGAUGGAAUGA